AUGGCCGACCAGUUCGACGAGCGCUCAUUCUGCUGGGAGUGCUAUUGGCCGAACCUGGACACCGACAACAACAACAACACUGCGCUGUCGUCCGGAUGCGUCGAUGCGAGCUGCUGGAACCAAGCCGACUUCUCGCACCAGUCUUUUGAUCUAUGUGGUACCGGCACAGAGUGCUGCGACAACGAUCAGUGCUCUCCCGGCUGUGCCACCAUAUGCGACGGGUUUGUGGACUGUGACAAGUCAACAGCCUGCUCCGAGCCUCAGUGCAACGACAUGAACUGCAACAACCAGGCAACGGCCUGUUUUGAUAUGAACUGCGUCACAGAGGGUGAACAAUCCCUAAGGUCCCUCGAUCAGGGCCACUUCUUCAACCAGGGCAUACCGCUCAACUGGGGGUGUCUGGAUCUACAAAACACUGCUGCUGCUGCUGCUGCGACACCUACCGUCACAACCUCCGCCGUCAACGAUGUCUCCUCCCUACAACAUUGCAAUCUCGACAACGACAAGCUUCGAUCGCACUUUCAUUUCCACCACGUUGGAUCUAUAAACUCGUUGGAUAUAAAUUCAGCUUCAAAGGGACUCGGCAACGGAAUCAUAGACCCUAAACACUCCCGACCUGUUAUUGGAACGCCAUGCUCAAACCAUGCUGGAAACGUAUGGCCCAUGGCCAGCACCGCAGGAGAUUGCAACAAUAACCUAAACAAUCAUAAUAAUACCCAUCACCCUUACCUUAAUCACAUUCACCAAAGGGGAAAUCUCGACAAAGCUUUCGACAUUGUCCAGUGGUCCUCUCAAAUGCACCGGCACCGACACGAUCCAUCCUUUCAUUCGCAAACAAGCAGUGCAGGCUUCAUACACGAUGUCAUGACCAAUAAUUCUACUGUUUCCACCCGUUCCACUCCUGGUCUAAGCCUAGAGUCAAGCCCAAUGACUGCUCUAACAAGUCGAGAAGUUAGCAUACAGUCGAUGGACUAUAGCGGUGAUGAGCUGCAUAUUUGCAAGUGGGUUGCAAAUGGUGACUCAGGGCUUGUAUGCGGUAUCACCUUUCCGGACGCAAAAUCUCUUCAGGAACAUCUUGUCCAGGAACACGCCAACCAGACUGAAGGCGCUAAGGGAACCGGGCAUUAUUGCUGCUGGGAAGGCUGCCAUCGUCCACAUGAGCCUUUUUCACAAAAAUCAAAACUCCAAGGCCACUACCUCACACAUAGCAAUUGUAUGCAGUUAUCCCAUAUCCUCUCGAAUCCAAACCACCCAUGUAUCAUGUCUAACUAUUUUUUACAGAUAAAAACUUCCAAUGCUCUAUAUGUGGGAAAUCAUUUGCACGACAAGCGACCCUGGAGAGGCAUGAACGCAGCCACCGGGGAGAUAAACCGUAUAAGUGCAAGAUAUGUGGAAAAGCUUUUACGGAUAGCAGUGAACUUAAAACUCACAGGAGAAUACACACGGGAGAGAAACCGUUCAAGUGUAAACAUCCUGGCUGCACUUUUGAAACUGGCGAUGUAA
Molecule: messenger RNA, 1503 nt
Organism: Trichophyton verrucosum HKI 0517
Lineage: Eukaryota; Fungi; Ascomycota; Eurotiomycetes; Onygenales; Arthrodermataceae
Product: C2H2 transcription factor, putative
Exons: 2
Coding region: 1-1503 (500 amino acids)
Source: RefSeq, a predicted model, not a curated record